Messenger RNA from Lipotes vexillifer (Yangtze River dolphin), 1740 nucleotides. It is a transcript of the gene CDK9, whose product is annotated as cyclin dependent kinase 9. Gene Ontology annotation, biological process: protein phosphorylation. The coding region runs from base 59 to 1177 and encodes 372 amino acids. The record is from RefSeq and is a predicted model, not a curated record. Gene Ontology annotation, cellular component: nucleus. The transcript is spliced from 7 exons. Lineage: Eukaryota; Metazoa; Chordata; Mammalia; Artiodactyla; Lipotidae. Gene Ontology annotation, molecular function: cyclin-dependent protein serine/threonine kinase activity; ATP binding; RNA polymerase II CTD heptapeptide repeat kinase activity.
AGCGGGAGCAGCGACGGCGGCGGUGGCUGGAGGUGGCGGCGGCGCACUGGAGGCGGCCAUGGCAAAGCAGUACGACUCAGUGGAAUGCCCCUUUUGUGACGAGGUGUCCAAAUAUGAGAAGCUCGCUAAAAUCGGCCAAGGCACCUUCGGGGAGGUGUUUAAGGCAAAGCAUCGCAAGACCGGCCAAAAAGUGGCUCUGAAGAAGGUGCUGAUGGAGAAUGAGAAGGAGGGGUUCCCCAUUACAGCCUUGCGGGAAAUCAAGAUCCUCCAGCUUCUAAAACACGAGAAUGUGGUCAACUUGAUUGAGAUCUGUCGAACCAAAGCUUCCCCCUAUAACCGCUGCAAAGGCAGUAUAUACCUGGUGUUUGACUUCUGCGAGCAUGACCUUGCCGGGCUGCUGAGCAACGUCUUAGUCAAGUUCACACUGUCUGAGAUCAAGAGGGUCAUGCAGAUGUUGCUCAAUGGUCUCUACUACAUCCACAGGAACAAGAUCCUGCACAGGGAUAUGAAGGCGGCUAAUGUGCUCAUCACCCGCGAUGGAGUUCUGAAGCUGGCAGACUUUGGGCUGGCCCGGGCCUUCAGCCUGGCCAAGAACAGCCAGCCCAACCGCUACACCAACCGUGUGGUGACGCUCUGGUACCGGCCCCCGGAGCUGUUGCUCGGGGAGCGGGACUACGGCCCCCCCAUUGACCUGUGGGGUGCUGGGUGCAUCAUGGCAGAGAUGUGGACCCGCAGCCCUAUCAUGCAGGGCAACACAGAACAGCACCAGCUUGCCCUCAUCAGCCAGCUCUGUGGCUCCAUCACUCCUGAGGUGUGGCCAAAUGUGGACAAGUAUGAGCUAUUUGAGAAACUGGACCUGGUCAAGGGCCAGAAGCGGAAGGUGAAAGACAGGCUGAAGGCCUAUGUGCGUGACCCCUAUGCACUGGACCUCAUUGACAAGUUGCUGGUGCUGGAUCCCGCCCAGCGCAUCGACAGUGAUGACGCCCUGAACCACGACUUCUUCUGGUCCGACCCCAUGCCCUCGGACCUCAAGGGCAUGCUAUCCACCCACCUGACGUCCAUGUUUGAGUACCUGGCACCACCACGCCGGAAGGGCAGCCAGAUCACCCAGCAGUCCACCAACCAGAGCCGCAAUCCCGCCACUACCAACCAGACGGAGUUUGAACGUGUCUUCUGAGGGCCAGCUGCUGUUGCUUCUCAUUAGGGCCGUUGUUUUAUUUUUUCUUCUGCUCUGUGACUUGUGUUGUGGAGAUUUGGGGGCAUUUGAGUUUUUUCUCUAGUGCAUAUUUUAUUUAAUCCCCACCCUGGGCAUCAGGAACCAACCGAGCAGACUGGAACAAAGCUUUGGCUGAGAGUCCAGGAAGGCACUUGGGCUGCCUCACUUCGUUCCCUGGCUUUUGGGGUGAUGCCCAGAGGGUCUCCAUUUACCUUAGGACAGGAAUGAGAUGGGAGGAAAGGUGCACCCCACCGGUGACUUUCUAAGAGAUCCCAGCAUGCUGGGAAGAGGGGACAGGUCCCUCACCCAUCCCCAGCCCUUCUCACGGGAUGAGAAGCUGGCGUUGGGGACAGAACCAGCCUUGGGAAUGGGCUGCUCUUGGCCUAACCCUCAGAAGCUUGGGGGCUGGCAGAAACUCUUGGUUUCUUCAAUAGGACAAUUUUAUCGUGUUUGUUCAGUUGUUCAGAGACAUUCCUGGAUGCAGAUUGGUCAGUAACGAUUAAAGUUGACUCUUUUUCAGUAAA